UCGCUGUCGGAUGAGGGAAGAUUGAGGUGUUUGUGUGAGGCGAAUACAACGAUACAAAAAUAUUGCUUAAUUUUUUAACAACUAGAUAUUUAAGCAUUAUUAAAGUGUGAAAAUGUGUUAAAUGGCAUUCCACAAGGCAAAGAAAAAGAGAUUUACUUCAAUUUUAAGCUGUAAGACACCGUGUGAAGAGGACCAAUAAUCAGCUACUGUCACAACACAUUCAGCUCCUCUACUGUUGUAAUGAUGGAGUGUGUUAAAGAAGAGACUGAUCCUGAAUCAUUCACAAUAACACCUCAACAUACUGAACAACAAACAGGCCUGACGGGAGUGAAAGAGGAAGAUCAACGACAAAAUGAAAUGGAGGAUCAGCAACACAAUUUCAUUAGUGAAGAAAAAUCAUUUGGUUGCUCACAAACUGUUGAGAAUUCACCUGAAGAAAGAGAAGAAGCCAAAAUCUCAAAGAGUAUUUCACAGAAGACACAAACUGGAGAAAUGCCCUACACCUGCCCUCAGUGUGAAAAAUGUUUUAAACAAAAAGGAAAUCUUAAGAUUCACCUAAUGUCUCACACUGCAGAAAGGCCAUACAGCUGCCCUCAAUGUGAAAAGGCUUACAAACAUAAAAGACACCUUAAGGAACAUCUGGUCAGUCACGGGGAUGAGAGACCCUUUGAAUGCCCUCAGUGUGGUAAAUGUUUUAAACGACAAGGAGCUCUUAAAGCUCACAUAAAGUCUCACACUGGAGAACGGCCACACAGCUGCCCUCACUGUGGAAAGACUUACAGACAUAAAUCCCACCUUAACAAACAUCUAGUCAGUCACAGAGAUGAGGAACCCUUAACAUGCCCUCAGUGCGAUAAGAGUUUUUUACAAAAACAAUAUCUUGAUGAUCACAUAAAGACUCACACCGAAGAAAAGACACACACCUGUCCUACGUGUGAACAGAGUUACACAUGUAUAGAGUCCCUGAUAGAACAUCAAAUAAGUCACACUGUCCAAAUGCCUUUCUCUUGCCCUCAAUGCCAAAAGACUUUUAGACAUAAUAAAACCUUUAAAAAUCACAUGAAGAGUCACAGUGGUGAUGAGUCGAACACUUGUCCUCAUUGCGGGAAGAAUUGUGCAUCAAAAUCAAGUCUAGAGAAUCACAUACGAGUUCACACUGGAGAGAAACCUUUCACGUGCCCACAGUGUGACAAGAGUUUUGCACAACGAGGACAACUUAAGUAUCACAUACAAAUUCAUACAGGUGAGAAGCCUUUCUUAUGCCAUCUGUGUGAUAGUAGUUUUGCAAGGUUACGAAAUCUCAAAUAUCAUCUGCUGUUUCACUCCAACGAAAAGCCGUUCAGUUGCGAUCAAUGCUGUGAAAAGUUUGUUUCGAUAGGACUGCUGAGGAGACACCAGAAGACACAUAGCCGGAGACCUGGAGCGGGACCGAAUUCUGGAGAUGAACCCUAAACGUGCUCACAUAGAAAGCGCUGUCCGCAAGGAGUGAAUGGGCAAUUUUAGGCAUCAGGUCCAAGCACAUGAUAUGAAGUCCAGGGAAUUAUUACCAAAAGAUUUAUUUCAGUGCAUUACUUGAAUUGUAAAAGUUUGUGAUCGUUCAUAAAAAUGUGUUUUAGAAAUGCAUGUUUUAUGUUAAUGGGUCAUCAGCUGAAAUAUCUAAUGGGUAUUAAUUUAUCUGUAAAUAAAAUAUAAAAAUGUAAAUUGAACUUGCAGAUAGUAGUUUUCAUUUUUAUGCACAUGUUUAUUUGACCAAAACUAAUUUAUUUUGUGUAAACCUUACAUGAUAGUUUAUGCUUUAUGCUUUUUACGAUUUUAAACAAGCUUAA
Paramisgurnus dabryanus is the source of this 1826-nucleotide messenger RNA. RefSeq lists its product as uncharacterized. Gene Ontology annotation, molecular function: RNA polymerase II cis-regulatory region sequence-specific DNA binding; DNA-binding transcription repressor activity, RNA polymerase II-specific. Gene Ontology annotation, cellular component: nucleus; nucleoplasm. Gene Ontology annotation, biological process: regulation of transcription by RNA polymerase II; embryo development. Lineage: Eukaryota; Metazoa; Chordata; Actinopteri; Cypriniformes; Cobitidae. The record is from RefSeq and is a predicted model, not a curated record.